Molecule: messenger RNA, 388 nt
Organism: Ceraceosorus bombacis
Lineage: Eukaryota; Fungi; Basidiomycota; Exobasidiomycetes; Ceraceosorales; Ceraceosoraceae
Source: the annotation of a GenBank genome assembly
AUGGCCCUGCCUACCAUGGACCUCGCGCCGAUCUUGGACAAUCCCAAUGUCCUGCAACUCGAAACGACUCUGAUCUUGUACGGCGUCAUGGCGGGCGGUGAGCAAUUCUGCACCCACAUACGUACACCACACCCUAGGGCAAGUCGAGCUAACAAUGUCUGUUCGAUGAAUGGCUUGACACGAUGACAGCCGUUGGUUGGGUGAGCUUCACGCGGACGAGAUGGACUUGCAUCCCUCUGCGCCUUCAGCGGCUAAAAUUGCUGCUCUUCUUGUGAUACCGGUACAGGAUCUAGCAUACUACAUCCCACACGACAUCAAGCUACUUGCUUCGCGCGGAUGGGCAUCUCCUGUCCGCGCGGUUUCCCGUACUGCGUACCUUGUCGCGUGA